AUGAAGCUUCCAGCAGCGGCAAUCGCUGCCGCGUGCCUUGUGCGUCUCGUCCUGAUUUCACGAGCUUUUGAUGAGGCUUGUGAGGAAGACAGCUUGCUCCAAACUUGGCAAGAAGGAAGUGCCAGCCAUGGACACAUCGCCGUUGUCCAACUCAAGGAUGACGCCCUUUGCAAAGGACGUGCUGCGAAGCCAGACUAUCAGUGCUUUUCUCAUGUCAUCCUCCCAGAGCCAAGGGAGGCUGAAUACGGCUACUGCCUCGAUGGAGAGUACCAUUUUUGUGGCGACAACCCGUCCUCAUGCGAUUCCACUCGGAGGCCUCCGCGCGUGGGUUAA
Molecule: messenger RNA, 333 nt
Organism: Durusdinium trenchii
Lineage: Eukaryota; Dinophyceae; Suessiales; Symbiodiniaceae
Source: the annotation of a GenBank genome assembly